Trichoplusia ni (cabbage looper) is the source of this 2375-nucleotide messenger RNA. Its product is annotated as actin cytoskeleton-regulatory complex protein pan-1-like. The annotation marks the transcript as partial. The transcript is spliced from 13 exons. NCBI's taxonomy places the organism in Eukaryota, Metazoa, Arthropoda, Insecta, Lepidoptera, Noctuidae. The record is from RefSeq and is a predicted model, not a curated record. Gene Ontology annotation, molecular function: DNA binding.
CAUAAACAAUCUGCAAUCACUGUGGCGUCGCCGUCCGAGUGGAUAUUGUUUAUGAUCGACAUUUUCUAAAUCUUUUGGAAAUUAGUUUGCGGACGUAAAUUUCAUUUAUUUUCGUUUGAUAAGUUCCAGAUCUGCGAAUAUAUGAAUGCAUUGAAGACCUAUUCAAGCAUUGUUUAAAGGGACGAUAAACAGUGACGUAUGAACGUUAUGUGUAUGCCAAUAAGGCAAAAGUUUUUUUCGCGACCAUUAUAGCGGGAAAUCUACGUUGUGACGCGCACAAAUCGGGAUUAUUCGUCGCGAACGCUGGCGGAGUGUCGUAACAGCCUUGUUAUGUGGCCAUAUAUAUUUUGACAGUGGACUCGUGAUAAAAAUUGUUUUAAUUGACAAUGUCGGAGGAAAUGGCGGUGUCUGAUAACACAACAGGGGACGAAGCUAAAGUGAGCAACGAUGAGGCGACGGUGGCAGAGCCCGAAGAGGUGACGCCCGAGGAUCCGAGUGAGCCUGCAGCUCCUGAAGCCGAGGAGACUCCGGCUCUAGCAGAAGCUGCUCCAGAACCGGACCCUGAACCGGAACCGGAACUAGAAGCAGAACAGCAACCAGAAGCCGAAGCGGAGCCAGAACCAAGUACAGAAGUACCAGAAGUGAAGGAAGAACCAGAAUUUGACGAUGGAGACAGAGAUACUCCUCUUGAUACACAAGAUGACGUGGAUAUUAAACAAGAAGACGAACUUUCUGACCAGAUCGAUACCUACGAGCAUGGUAUAGGAGAUCAGAAGAGAGGCAUCAAACGGAGGGCCUCUGAUGCCUUCAGUGAUGGCCCUGAAGAUGAAUUCAUAGGUUUUGAUGAAGUCAAACAUGAUGUAAAGACAGAGGAUUAUUGUCGUAUUUUGGAGCGGCUCGAAGCAGAGGUGACAGCAGCUUCUAAAGACCUGGUGCCUCUGAGAACUGUUAUGGGCAUGCCUGCAGCACCUGGCAAGGCUUCAAAACGACCUCGGACAGACACCGACGGAUCCAGACCAUCUUCAGCACUGUCUUCAAGGUCUGACGGAGAAGGAGCUACUGAUCCAGCAUUACAAAUUAAGAUUGAGGAGAAAAAACCGAAGGCCAGCUCGGCGUCGUCCCCGGCGCAGCGCGGGCGGCGCGCCACCACGGAGAUGUCGUCGCCGCUGCUGCGCGUGCCGCUGGAGCGCGGCUGGAAGCGGGAGCUCGUGUACCGCGCCGCGCUCGACGCGCACUCCAGGAGGAACGCCGAUAUCUACUACUAUACGCCCUAUGGGAAGAAGCUGAGGUCUACGAGGGAGAUCGCAGAACACCUGGCUGGCACCGGACUGACAGUAGAAAACUUCUCCUUCUUCAAAGAACCUCUCGGCGUGGACGACCCUGAGAAAGAAAUUAUAAGAGACGCGAAGCUGAUCCGUCGCGUGGACUCCCCCGUGGCGGCCACCGCGCCGGCCGCGGCCGAGGGCAAGCGCACGCCCAAGCCCAAGCAGCCCAAGGGCGCCAGCCCCGAGCCCGCCCCCGCAAACAACAAGUCACCGCCCGCCAAGCUGAAGGUGAAAUCGAUGGGUUCCCGACUAAGUAACAGCGCGCCCCCCGCGGCCGCGCCCGCGCCCGCCAAGCCGCAGAAGAAGCCCGCGACACCCGCCACCACCAACAACGCCGACAACAACAACAGCGCCGCCUGGAAGAAGCCGAGUGCAAUUAACCCUCCGCUGCGGGUACUGAGCGGGGGCGAGUGUAGUGCGGUGUCGGCCAGGCCGUCGCAGCCGCUAGCCUCGCGGCCGCCCGCUAGCGCGCCCCCUCCCGCGCCCCCUCCCGCGCCCACUCCCGCGCCCUCCACUGCCGCGCCCGCGCAAGCUGUGGCCGCGCCUGCGCCCGCGCCCCCUGCGCAGAUUGAUGUACAGCCGACGCGACCCGAGCCGUACCGGCCUGAGGCGGCCCGGGCGUCGCCCCCUGGCGCGGAGGCGGGCCGGCCGCCGGCGCCCGCGCGGGUGGCGGUGCAGCCGUGCUCGAUGUCGUGCGGGCGCGGCGCCGUGCCGUCGCUGUCGUGCGCGGCGUGCCUGUGCCUGUACCACCCCGCCUGCGCCGGCUACACGCACGCGCCGCCGCCGCACCCCUUCAUGUGCAAGAAUUGCCGCAAAUCCACAUCGCCGCCGCUAGAGCCGCACAAGCCUGGCGCCGGACUGCCGACCCCCGUCCCGGUCCCAGUCCCGGUGCCCGUGGCCACGCCGGUCCCGCGCCGCGUGCCCGUGCCCGGGAAGGUGCCGCGCGACAAGAGGCUCAUGCUCAGGAUGAAGGUGGCGGGCGGCGGCGCGGACGGGUCCCGCGUGUGGGCGGUGGCGGGCGGCGCGGCCCCGCGCGCGCUGCCGCCGCAG